This is a messenger RNA of Myotis brandtii (Brandt's bat), 912 nucleotides long. Its product is annotated as olfactory receptor 7A5-like. The transcript has a single exon. Gene Ontology annotation, molecular function: G protein-coupled receptor activity; olfactory receptor activity. The record is from RefSeq and is a predicted model, not a curated record. Gene Ontology annotation, biological process: G protein-coupled receptor signaling pathway. Gene Ontology annotation, cellular component: membrane. Bases 1 to 912 code for a protein of 303 amino acids. NCBI's taxonomy places the organism in Eukaryota, Metazoa, Chordata, Mammalia, Chiroptera, Vespertilionidae.
AUGGAACCAGGCAAUGGUACACAAAUUUCAGAAUUUCUUCUCCUGGGAUUUUCACAGGCACUGGAACUGCAGCCCCUCAUAUUUGGACUUUUCCUCUCCAUGUACCUGAUCACUGUGUUGGGAAACCUGCUCAUCAUCCUGGCCGUCAGCUCAGACACCCACCUCCACACACCCAUGUACUUCUUCCUCUGCAACCUGUCCUUGGUAGACAUCUGUUUCACCUCCACCACCGUCCCAAAGAUGCUAUGGAACAUCCAGACACAAAGCAAAGUUAUCACCUAUGAAGGCUGCAUCACCCAGAUAUAUUUUUUCAUACUCUUUGCUGUGUUGGACAACUUUAUCCUGACCGUGAUGGCCUAUGACCGGUUUGUGGCCAUCUGCCACCCCCUGCACUACAUGGUCAUCAUGAACCCCCGGCUCUGUGGACUGCUGGUUCUGGUGUCCUGGAUCAUGAGUGUCCUGAAUUCCUUGCUAGAAAGCUUAAUGGUGUUUGGUUUGCGCUUCUGCUCAGACUUAGAAAUUCCCCACUUUUUCUGUGAACUCCGUCAGGUGGUUCAAAUUGCCUGUUCCGACACCUUUCUUAAUAACAUGGUGAUGUAUUUUAUAACUGUGCUACUGGGUGGUGGUCCCCUUGCUGGGAUUCUUUACUCUUACUCUAAGAUCAUUGCCUCCAUAUGUGGAAUCCCAUCAGCUCAGGGGAAGUACAAAGCAUUUUCUACCUGUGCGUCUCAUCUCUCAGUUGUCUCCUUAUUUUAUGGUACAAGCCUUGGAGUUUACCUCAGCUCCACUGCUACCCACAAUGCAACAGCCUCAGUGAUGUACACUGUGGUCACACCCAUGCUGAACCCAUUCAUCUACAGUCUGAGGAACAAUGACAUAAAGAGGGCCCUGCAAAGGUUCCUUGGCAGGUAA